ACCCAAGGUACCUCGACGACCAAGAGCCAACGUGGAGAUACCUGUUGCUGCCGACCGGAAAUCGGGAUAAUCAGGUUUGUGUCCGACAAGCAGUCAGAACGGGGCUAGUUAACUGUUGACCUCACUACUGCCUAAGUAAACCAUACGGGUAACACGUCCGUUGCUCCACCACCACCAUCAACAACAGUCGGCUCGCAGAGGAGCUUCCCGCACCCUCUCGUCAGCGUCAUUUGCGGCGUAUGCAGCCAAACCCCACAGUCUCUCGCUCGUGUUAAUCAUCCGUCAAUAUCGACGUUUUCUUUCCGUCUUUAUUAUCGAGUGUUGUUUUGAUUGCAUCACCAUCAAGAUGCCUCUUGGAAUCCAUAACCCUUUGCCCUCGUCGAUGAGAAGUGAAUGCAAGAAGGCUGGCAAGAUUCUGGCUUCUUUCGUUGACCCAAGACAAGCCUUCGGACCGGACAAGAUCAUACCCCCGCAGAUCCUCGCAAACGCCAAGGGUCUCGCGGUUAUAACAGUUCUCAAGGCCGGAUUUCUAGGCUCGGGUCGGUUCGGUUCUGGUGUGGUCGUUGCGCGGCUCCCCGAUGGCGGCUGGUCGGCGCCUUCUGCCAUUGCAACCGCUGGAGCUGGUUUUGGUGGUCAGAUCGGUUUCGAACUGACCGAUUUCGUCUUCAUCCUCAACGAUAGCGCAGCAGUGCGAACAUUUUCGCAAGUAGGAUCCUUGACAUUGGGUGGAAAUGUGUCCAUUGCAGCUGGUCCCGUAGGUCGAAAUGCAGAGGCUGCAGGUGCCGCCAGUCUUAAAGGCGUCGCAGGAGUCUUCUCAUAUUCCAAGACCAAGGGACUUUUCGCCGGUGUAUCUCUUGAAGGAAGCGUUCUAGUUGAGCGCAGAGAUGCCAAUGAAAAACUCUACAACACCAGGGUGACGGCUCGACAGCUUUUGAGUGGCACCAUUCCUCCGCCAUCUGCCGCUGAACCACUAAUGAAGGUCCUUAACUCGAGGAUUUUCUCGGGCGUUAACAGCUCUGCGGGCGAUGAGAUAUACAACGACAUGCCUAUUUAUGACGACCGACAUGAUGAUGUUGUCUGGGGUGGCCAACGUGGAACGGCGUACGGUGAGGGUGUCCGUGGCCACCGCACAGGCUCUGUUCAAAGUCAAGGCGGAUACGAGUAUCGCGACCGACCGUCCCGCGCGAGCACCUGGGCUGAUGACGUUUAUGACCGCUCCCCAAGCGUCGGGGUACAAAGAUCCUUUUCGACUCGCGCAAAUCCCAAUGAGACUUUCGAUCAGAUCGACACCCGCAGUCGAAGUGGAAGUGCAUUUAGCAGUGGCGGCUACUCCUAUAGCGACACAAAACCAAGCAGGCCUACUGCACCAAAGCCUCAAUUCAGCAGACCGCAACCAACGGGCCCAAACCAGGCCGUGGCAUUGUAUACUUUUGAUGCGGACCAGCCGGGCGAUCUCGGCUUCAAGAAGGGUGAUAUUAUAACGAUCGUUAAGCGGACGGACAAAGAGUCGGAUUGGUGGACCGGCCGUAUAGGAGGCAGAGAAGGCAUUUUUCCGAGUAACUACGUUGAACUCGUACAAUGAGGCGACCACGUGAAGGAACCCUGCCGAUGAUGACCUUUUGGCGGAUCUUCCUGCUGGGAAACCAUUUCAUGACACUGCAAAAGUAGCUGGGGAUGGUUGUAAGGAAAUUGAUAAAUGGAUGAAGGUACAAUGAUGAGAUAUCCCUUAUUGUAAUUGCUAAAUUAUCCGCUUCAUCUGUGGCAUGGACUUGUAUCCUUUUUCUGCUCUUUAUUCUACUUCGUGUACGUAUUGCUUUCAUUGUGCUGAAUCUAAAUCCAACUUUUGUCAGCCUUAUCGGCCCU
Messenger RNA from Xylona heveae TC161, 1863 nucleotides. Its product is annotated as DUF500-domain-containing protein. Gene Ontology annotation, biological process: actin filament bundle assembly; actin cortical patch localization. The coding region runs from base 347 to 1582 and encodes 411 amino acids. Gene Ontology annotation, molecular function: actin filament binding; phosphatidylinositol binding. The record is from RefSeq and is a predicted model, not a curated record. The transcript is spliced from 4 exons. Gene Ontology annotation, cellular component: actin cortical patch. NCBI's taxonomy places the organism in Eukaryota, Fungi, Ascomycota, Xylonomycetes, Xylonales, Xylonaceae.